Molecule: messenger RNA, 5400 nt
Organism: Dermatophagoides pteronyssinus (European house dust mite)
Lineage: Eukaryota; Metazoa; Arthropoda; Arachnida; Sarcoptiformes; Pyroglyphidae
Product: titin-like
Source: RefSeq, a predicted model, not a curated record
AUGAAACCAGAAGAAACUACCGAAAAACAGCCUGAAAUAAAAGAAUUUAUCGAAGUUUCUGAAGUAGUGGAAACAAUCGAAGAAAUUGAAGAAACUCCGGAAGGUGAGAAGAAAAUUGUUCACAAAAUCAAAAAAGUGAAAAAACCAAAGGAACAGAAACCAGAAGAAUAUGUUGAACAACCCGAUGAUCAUAUAAUCGUUGAUGAAACGAAAAAACCGAAGAAAAUUAUACGGAAAAUUAAAAAACCAGGUGAAAUAAGCGAAGAAGUGUCGCCUAUGACUGAAUUUGUUGAAAUUUCUGACGUAGUGGAGACCAUAGAUAAGAUCGAAGAAACACCUGAAGGAACAAAGAAAAUCAUAAGAAAGAUUAAGAAAAUAAGAAAACCAGAAGAGAAAAUGAAAAUCAAGAAAACUGAAAAACCUAAAGACGUUGUUACUGAAGAAACAAUUGAACUUACAAAAGACAAAAAGAAGAUCGUAUUGAAAAAGCCCAAGAAGCCAGAUGAAGAAGUGACUGAAGAAUUAAAAACAGAAGUCAGUUUUGAAACUGAUACAAAAGAUAAGAUUGGAGAAAAACCAGAAGAAACAAUUGAAGAACAACCUGAGAUGAAAGAAUUUAUCGAAGUUUCUGAAGUUGUCGAAACAAUCGAAGAAAUUGAAGAAAUGCCUGAAGGUGUGAAGAAAACUAUUCACAAAAUCAAAAAAGUAAAGAAACCGACUGCACAGAAACCCGAAGAAUAUAUUGAACAACCUGGUGAUCAUGUAAUCGUUGAUGAAACAAAAAAGCCAAAGAAAAUCAUAAGAAAAAUCAAGAAACCAGGUGAAGUGACGGAAGAAGUGUCGCCAAUGACUGAAUUUGUUGAAAUUUCUGAUAUCGUCGAAACAAUCGAGCAGGUCGAAGAAACACCUGAAGGAGACAAGAAAACUGUUUUCAAAAUCAAAAAAGUAAAGAAACCGGGUAAAGCCAAACCAGAAAAAUAUGUUGAGCAAUCUGGUGAUUAUGUAAUCGUUGAUGAGACAAAUGAACCAAAGAAAAUAAUCCAAAAGCCAGGUGAAACACUGGCUGAACAAAUGAAACCGGAGAUCAGUUUCAAAUCAAUGCCAGAAGAAAAACUAUACGAAAUGACCGAUGAACAAUUAGAGAUGAAAGAAUUCAUUGAAGUUUCGGAAGUUGUGGAAACAAUCGAAGAAAUAGAAGAAAUGCCAGAAGGCGAGAAGAAAACUGUUCACAAAAUCAUUAAAGUGAAGAAACCAAAGGAAAAGAAACCUGAAAAAUACGUUGAACAACCUGGCGAUCAUAUAAUUGUAGAUGAAACGAAAAAACCAAAGAAAAUCAUCAGGAAAAUCAAGAAACCAGGUGAAGUGACAGAAGAAGUGACGCCAAUGACUGAAUUUGUAGAAAUUUCAGAUAUCGUCGAAACAAUCGAGCAGGUCGAAGAACCACCUGAAGGAGACAAGAAAACUGUUUUCAAAAUCAAAAAAGUAAAGAAAUCAAAAGAUGAAAAGCCUGAAGAAUACGUUGAGCAACCAGAUGAACAUUUAGUCGUAGACGAAACGGGGAAACCAAAGAAAAUUAUUCGAAAGAUUAGAAAAUCAGAAGUUGAAAAAGAUGAAGAAAAAGUGGCUGAAGAAAUGAAACCAAAAGUCAGUUUUGAAACUGCUUUAAAAGAUAAGCCAAUGGAAAAAUCAGAAAAAACAACUGAAGAACAACCUGAGAUGAAAGAAUUUAUCGAAGUUUCCGAUGUUGUCGAAACAAAAGAAGAAAAAGAAGAAACUCCGGAAGGUGUGAAUAAAACUGUUCCUAAAAUCAAAAAAGUAAAGAAACCAGAAAAGACAAAACCCGAAAAAUAUGUUGAACAACCUGGUGAUCAUGUUAUCGUUGAUGAAAAGAAUAAACCAAAGAAAAUUAUACGGAAAAUCAAAAAACCAGGCGAAGUAACAGAAGGUGUGAUACCAAUGACUGAAUUCAUCGAAGUUUCAAAAGUUAUAGAAACAAUUGAUGAAAUUAGUGAAAUGCCAGAUGGCAAAAAGAAAAUCAUCAAAAAAGUUAAAACGGUUAAAAAACCGGAAGAUAAAUUGACAGAAGAAUAUGAAAAGAAACCAGAUGAAAACCUCUUGUUUGAUGAUUCUGGCAAACCCAAAACAAUCAUCCGCAAAAUCAAAAAACCGGAUGAUAAAAAAGAAUCAAAAGAAGAAAAAGACUUAAAAAAGAAAAAGAAACAAUUUUUGAAACCAGAUGAAGAAGUGGCUGAAGAAAUGAAACCAGAAGUCAGCUUUGAUAAGUUAAAAGAAAAACCAGAAGAAGCGGCCGAAGAAACAACUGAGAUGAAUGAAUUCACCGAAGUUUCUGAAGUGGUAGAGACAGUCGAAGAAAUUGGAGAUACACCUGAUGGUGAAACGAAAACUGUUCAAAAAAUUAAGAAAGUUAAGAAACCAGAAAAAACCAAACCCGAAGAAUCCGUUGAGCAACCUGGUGAUCAUGUAAUCGUUGAUGAGACGAAGAAAACGAAAAAAGUCAUACGUAAAAUUCCAAAACCAGACGAAGUAACUGAAGGAGUUAUACCAAUAACUGAAUUUGUUGAAGUUUUGGAAGUAGUGGAAACAAUCGACGAAAUGGAACAAACUCCUGAUGGAGAAAAGAAAACUGUUCACAAAAUCAUAAAAAUCAAAAAAUUAGAGAAACCAGAAGAAAUUUUGGGAAAAGAAAAAAUUGAUCUUGCAAAAGACGAGAAAAAGAUUGAUUUGGGAAAAACAGAAAAGCCUGUAGAAGAAAUUGGGGAUGAAAUGAAAUCAGAAGUUUGUAUAAAAACUGAGCCAAAAGAUGAACCAAAAAAAGAACAAGAAGAAACAACCGAAAAACAGCUUGAAAUGAAAGAAUUUAUUGAAAUUUCCGAAGUUGUUGAAACAAUCGAAGAAAUUGAAGAAACUCCGGAAGGAGUGAAGAAAACUGUUCACAAAAUCAAAAAAGUGAAGAAACCGACAGGACAGAAACCAGAAGAAUACGUUGAACAAUCUGGUGAUCAUGUAAUCGUUGAUGAAACAAAGAAACCAAAAAAGAUUAUUCGAAAAAUCAAAAAACCAGGUGAAGUUACCGAUGAAGUGACACCAUUAACUGAAUUUGUCGAAGUUUCACAAGUUGUCGAAACUAUCGAAGAAAUCAGUCGAACAUCAGAAGGCGAAAAGAAAACUGUUCACAAAAUUAAGAAAGUAAAGAAACCGGGUAAAGCCAAACCAGAAGAAUACGUUGAGCAACCUGGUGAUUAUGUAAUCGUUGAUGAGACAAAUGAACCAAAGAAAAUAAUCCACAAGAUUAAGAAAUUUGAGAAACCAGAUAUUAGGAGAGAAGAAAAAAUGGAUGCCACAAAAGACAAGAAAAAGAUUGUCUUAGAAAAAUCAAAGAAACAAAGGGAAGAACUAACUAAGGAAAUGAAACCAGAGAUCAGUUUCAAUUCAAUGCCUAAGGGGCCAGAAGAAAAACUACACGAAAAGACCGAUGAACAAAUAGAGAUGAAAGAAUUCAUUGAGGUUUCUGAAGUAGUGGAAACAAUCGAAGAAAUUGAAGAAAUGCCUGAAGGUGAGAAGAAAACUGUUCACAAAAUCAAAAAAGUAAAGAAACCCGAAAAAACGAAACCCGAGGAAUACGUUGAACAACCUGGUGAUCAUGUAAUUGUUGAUGAGACGAAAAAACCAAAGAAAAUCAUUCGGAAAAUCAAAAAACCUGGUGAAGUAACCGAAGAAGUGUCGCCAAUGACAGAAUUUGUUGAAANAGUCAUAGACGAAACGGGAAAACCAAAGAAAAUAAUUCGAAAAAUUGAGAAAUCUGAAGAGCCAAAAGAUGUCUUAGUCGAAGAAUCAAUUGAACUUACAAAAGACAAAAAGAAAAUUGUUUUGAAAAAGCCCAAGAAACCUGAAGAAGAAAUCGCUGAUGAAAUGAAACCAGAAGUCGGUUUUGAAACUGCUCUAAAAGAUAAACCAGAGGAAAAACGAGAAGCAACAACUGAAGAACAACCAGAAAUGAAAGAAUUCAUUGAAGUUUCUGAAGUGGUUGAAACAGUUGAAGAAAUUGAAGAAACACCUGAAGGAGAAAAGAAAACUGUUCAUAAAAUUAAGAAAGUUAAGAAACCCGAAAAAUCCAAACCAGAAGAAUAUGUUGAACAACCUGGUGAUCAUGUAAUCGUCGAUGAAACAAAGAAACCGAAGAAGAUUAUUCGAAAAAUUCCAAAACUAGACGAAGUAACAGAAGAAGUGACACCAAUGACUGAAUUUAUUGAAAUUUCGGAAGUAGUGGAAACGAUGGAUGAGAUUGAAUCAACACCUGAUGGCAUAAAGAAAAUUAUUAAAAAGAUUAAGAAAGUAAAGAAACCAGAAAAGGAAAAACCUGAAGAUUACGUUGAACAGCCUGGUGAUCAUAUAAUUGUGGAUGAAACGAAAAAACCAAAAACAAUUAUCCGAAAGAUUAGUAAACAGGAUGAUUAUAUAAAAAAAUCAACAGAAGACAUUGUUCAGAAAGACAAAAAGAAAAUUGUAUUGACAAAGCCGAAAAAACUAGAUGAAGAAGUGACUGAGGACAUGAAACCAGAAGUUAGUUUUGAAACAAUUUCCAAAGAUGAACCCGUGAAGAAACAAGAGAAAACAAUUGAAGAACAGCCAGAAAUGAAAGAAUUCAUCGAAGUAUCCGAAGUGGUAGAAACAAUCGAAGAAAUUGAAGAAACACCAGAAGGAGAAAAGAGAACAGUUCACAAAAUCAUAAAAGUGAAAAGACCAAAAGAAAAGAAACCGGAAAAAUACGUUGAACAACCUGGUGAUCAUGUAAUCGUCGAUGAGACGAAGAAACCAAAGAAAAUUAUACGAAAAAUUAAGAAGCCAGGUGAAAUGACAGAAGAAGUGACACCAAUGACUGAAUUCGUCGAAAUUUCAGAUAUUGUUGAAACAACAGAAGAAAUCAGUCAGACACCUGAUGGUAAGAAGAAAAUUAUACGAAAAAUCAAAAAAGUGAAAAAACCUGAAGAUCAAAGAGCCGAAGAUUAUGAAAAGAAACCAGAUGAACAUUUGGUUGUUGAUAAGCAAACAGGUAAACCAAAGAAAAUUAUUCGAAAGAUAAGCAAACCCGAAGAUGAAAAAGAAUCAAUUGAAAAACAUGUCGAACCAAAACCAGAAAAAAUUCAAAUAAAACCAAAAUCCAGAAAAGAAUCACUGAUGGAAAAAGAAACUGAAAAUGUUUCACUAAAACCAAAGGAAACAUUUGUUACAAUUUCAGAAGAAAUUAUUGAUCAAACAAGUCCAUCAGGAGUUUCGCCGAAAAAAAUUCACAAAAUACGUAAAUUUCGUAAACCAAAAGAUGGUAAAAUGCCUGAAUUGAAUGAAAUUAAACCCGAAGAUAUNGAAGAAACACCAGAAGGA